GUGAAUUCUACUAAAGUAGAAGAAGAACGAGGGGAACGCUUCCGGUUGUGGGAGGCAGUCAUUAGUUUAGUGGUUUCCAGGAGAAGAAGAGCGAGUUAGUGUAUCGUGAGAAGAACAAGGAGAAGAAGCGCUGAACUGAACAGAAGAUGGACUGUGAAGAGAAGACGUACGGUGGCUGUGAAGGGCCAGAUGCCAUGUACGUCAAACUGAUCUCUUCUGAUGGUCAUGAGUUCAUCGUGAAGAGAGAACACGCGCUAACAUCAGGAACCAUCAAAGCCAUGCUGAGUGGCCCUGGCCAGUUUGCUGAAAACGAAACGAACGAAGUGAAUUUCCGAGAGAUCCCGUCUCACGUCCUCUCCAAAGUCUGCAUGUAUUUCACCUACAAAGUCCGAUACACCAACAGCUCCACAGAAAUCCCAGAGUUCCCCAUCGCCCCGGAAAUCGCCCUGGAACUGCUCAUGGCCGCAAACUUCUUAGAUUGUUAAACGCGUUCGCCGUGCAUGUGCUGGAAACGUUUAAACAAUAGGUAAAAUGUGUGGCAGAAGGACGUGUUGUAUGCUUUUUAAGUUUAGUUCCCACAGUAUUAGUUUUGUCCAUGCCACAGAAUUUCCUGAAGUGGAGGUCGUUAAGCAGAUAGCAUGCAGUGUCUGUUCCCCCUCCACUACUAACCUGUGAAACUUAUCCCAUUAAUAAAAAUAAUUUAAUAGUUAACUUUAAAGAAGAAUUCAUUAAAUUGUUUUUCCCUAA
Messenger RNA from Ictalurus punctatus (channel catfish), 747 nucleotides. It is a transcript of the gene elocb, whose product is annotated as elongin C paralog b. Gene Ontology annotation, biological process: ubiquitin-dependent protein catabolic process. The record is from RefSeq and is a predicted model, not a curated record. The transcript has 4 exons. Gene Ontology annotation, cellular component: elongin complex. NCBI's taxonomy places the organism in Eukaryota, Metazoa, Chordata, Actinopteri, Siluriformes, Ictaluridae. The coding region runs from base 147 to 485 and encodes 112 amino acids. Gene Ontology annotation, molecular function: protein-macromolecule adaptor activity.